AUGGCCGCCGCGACCCUACCGACUCCUGUCGUCACCGAAAAGCCUCAGACGGCCAUUGUCGUUCCGCCAUCAGAUCUCCCGUUGCCCGCCGUCCGAUCGACUGGCGGCAUCCUCGAUCCCAUCCUCGACGUCUACCGCUCCGUGCAGGCCCGAAGGGAUGCGCUCGGUCUGAGCAAUCCCGGCACCGUCGACCAGAUCUCCAGGGAGGUCUCCCGAGAUGUCCUCCUCACCAACCAGACCUUCUCGGGACUGCGCGCCGAGUUGAACAAGAGCUUCUCCAUCUUCCCUCUCUUCCAGAUCAGCCAUGCCUUCUCGACCGGCUCGCAACAGUUAUCGCCAUACACCUUCCUGGCCCUCUACGGCACAAACAAUAUCCUCUGCCAGGCGCAGCUGGACUCCGAUGCCUCAUUCAGCGCCCGAUUCAAUGCCCGCCUCACCGACCGCCUCGUCUUCAAAAACUCCGCCCAGAUCCAACCCGCCUCCGCGGCCGGUCCCGGCGGUGCGCAGUUCUCCCCCGAGAUCGAUUAUCAUGGUGACGACUUCAUGGCCUCGAUCAAGAGCAUGAACCCGAGCUUGCUGGAGGGCGGUCUGACCGGAAUGUUCAUCGGAUCAUACAUGCAGAGCAUCACGAAACGGUUAGCGCUGGGCAUGGAGGCGGUCUGGCAGAAACCAGCAGGCGCCCCGGCCGCCGAGGCGGCUGUCAGCUACGCCGGAAGAUACAAGGGCGACGACUGGAUCGCGAGCGCCCAGCUCCUGACCCAAGGUGGUCUCCAGGCCAGCUACUGGCGGAGAUUGACCGAAAGGGUCGAGACCGGUGUGGAUGUGAGCCUCCAAAUCGCCGGUUUCGACCCGAGGACGGGCGGAGUACAAAAAGAAGGCGCGGCGACCUUUGGCGCCAAGUACGAAUUCUCACGCUCCGUCUUCCGCGCCCAGGUCGACAGCGCAGGCAAAGUUGGCUGUCUGCUGGACAAGAUUGUCGCUCCUGCCGUCCGAGUCACCUUUGCUGGCGAGAUUGAUCACGCCAAGAGCAACGCUAAACUCGGCCUUGCUGUCUCAAUCGAGGCCAGCGGCGAAGACCUGAUGGAGCAGCAAGAAACCGUCAAGGCGCCCGUGCCUCCGUUCUAG
Dissoconium aciculare CBS 342.82 is the source of this 1125-nucleotide messenger RNA. Its product is annotated as translocase of outer mitochondrial membrane complex, subunit TOM41. Gene Ontology annotation, biological process: protein import into mitochondrial matrix. Gene Ontology annotation, cellular component: mitochondrial outer membrane; mitochondrial outer membrane translocase complex. Lineage: Eukaryota; Fungi; Ascomycota; Dothideomycetes; Mycosphaerellales; Dissoconiaceae. The record is from RefSeq and is a predicted model, not a curated record. The transcript has 3 exons. Gene Ontology annotation, molecular function: transmembrane protein transporter activity. Bases 1 to 1125 code for a protein of 374 amino acids.